This is a messenger RNA of Plasmodium berghei ANKA, 543 nucleotides long. Its product is annotated as conserved Plasmodium protein, unknown function. Bases 1 to 543 code for a protein of 180 amino acids. Lineage: Eukaryota; Apicomplexa; Aconoidasida; Haemosporida; Plasmodiidae. The transcript has a single exon. The record is from RefSeq and is a predicted model, not a curated record.
AUGAGAAAAUAUAUUAUAAGUUCCCCCAAGACAAAUUUAGUUAAUAUCCAGUUUAACAUAUUAAAUAAUGACUUAUUUUUUGAGUAUAAUGAUUCCGAGUGUCAUGACAACAACAAAAACAUUAAAAAAAAUGAAAUGAAUUAUCUUAAUAACCAUUUUAAAGAUCAAAAAUAUUAUAUAAUUUAUGACAAAUUUUUGAGAAAAAUUAAAAUUCUAAACGCGGAAAAAAAAAAUCAAAAUUUUUGUAAAAGUUACGAAAUUUUACAAGCUCAUAAAAAUGAGUUAGAACAAAUCAUAAGAAAAAUAUUUAACAAAAAUGCUAUUAAUGAUUAUUUAAAAAAAUUAAAUAAAAACGAACAAAAAAUCACAAAUUUUAUUAAAUACUUUGAGGGAAUUAUUACAAAAAAAAAACAAAAAAAUUGUUUAUAUUACGACAAAAAAUAUGCAAAACAAACAAAUACUCAGAUAAGUAUUCUUUUAAAAAUACUAUCUCAAAUUGUACACCUAUUAAAAGACGAUCCGAUUUGGGAAAAAAAAAAUUAA